GGAGGGGGCCGAAAUCCCCUUGCCUGCGCCAUGUAUCGCGAUCCGCCUUCCCGACGCGUUGACUAGCCAGAAUUUUCCAAUCGGCUGAAAAUCGUUUCGACGGAAAAAUCGUCGGCUGAGUCUCGACCUGUUCGACGGUGUUCGUUUUGUUUCUUCUGCGGCUGAUUUUCGCCCCGGGUCGCGAUUUAAAAAGCCAUGGGCCUUUAUUCGACCUCCCGUUUAAAACCUCCCUUGUUUCCGAGAGUAAUCGUUUUCCCGUGCGAAGGUACUUUCAUUUAGGAAAACAAACAUCCCUCCGCUCGCCCCCUCGCCUACGAUAAACCUCAUAAACAGAAAUUCAUAUGAAGUUGUGCGUUUGUCUGUUUUGCAGAAAACCGUGCUAACCUAAAACCGCGGACCAGCUCAUGUCAACGUUUUGAUCUCGUCUUUAUGCUGCCGGCCCGUCGAACAUGAACUCGACCGAAGGAGGAGAGGUUGGAGCUAUAGUAACAGACGUGGGUCAGGAGGUGGGUGAUAUCAGUUUGGAGAUUUUCCAAAAGGAUGGCGAAGGACAGGCACCUCCUCAUGUCGAACCCGAGCAGAUUUCUACAGACACGCAACCGGAAAAGCCCAUGGAGGUAGAAGAGGAAUUACCCAAGGGCCUACAGAUCGUACCGACGAUGAGUGAGGGGUCCAAGCCUGACUUGCUUGAGAAUGAUCUCAUCCUCUCGGAAGUCAAGGAGCAGGUGUUGAAAGAAGUCGAGGAGAUGAAGGACAUGCCGAACCUCGAUUCAUCGGCUGUUAGCACAGUUGACAUUGAGAAUCUGCUUGAACCAAAGGAUCUCCCGCUCCCGCUCCCUCAAGAUGAUUUGAAACCAAUCAUCACAAAUGUCGAGCUCGGCCCUGUACAUGACUUACAGCCUGAGCCUGAAGUCACGCCAGGGCAUGAGCCUGAGCAAGAAAAUGAGCAUGAGCACGAAACUGAAACUGAAUCUGAAGUGCCUGAAGAAUCCAACCCUCAAGUCAACAUGGAAGACAUGAAAGUUGCACAAGAAGAACUCAGGGUGCUUGACAUCUUAGUUUGUGGAUCAUGUCACCAAGUUGUACAUUUUGUGGAUGCUUUUGUAAUGCACAAGCCGAUUUGUAAGGGAAAGUCGAAUUUCCAUGGGAACAUUGCCGAGACAAAAUCGCAAGUCUGGGCUUUCCUCCUCUGGAAAAAUGCACAGAGUAAAUUAAGUCAAAAGACCGGAACUCCAUCUACGGAAAGUUCAUGGAAGUUGUACCAGAAAUGGUGCAAAAUGCCUUCACGGAUAAGAGAAGCCUGGGUCGCCGCAGGGGAGACGGUGAUGAAUUUCAGCACCUUCGGCUAUUCAAAAACAGGAGAAUCUGUCUUGAAGACACCUAUCAAAAAACCAGGGGAAAAUCAGAAAUCCGACAUUAUGGAAACAAAUGAAGAAGACGGAAGGAAGCCUGUUGUUAUGAGAAAACUCGUCCAGAGAGAUCCAGCAGGAGAGAUAAAAGAGAUCAGGCCAACUGCACCCUCAAACAACAAAAAAAUACACGAAGAUAUAGAAAAUAUAAGGAACCAACUGGAGGAUGGUGACAGUUCUCAAGACAAACUUACAGAUUUGGAUUCCUUUGAAGCUGAAGCUCCAAGAAUCAGCUUCCAAAAAUUCCUGAGGGUUAAGCCUUCCACCAAGGAGGGCGUCAUUGGAAUGGACACAGUUCAAGAGGAGGAGUUUGUAGUAGAAAAGAUAGUAUCGAGGCGAUUCAAUCCAAGGAAGAAGCAAUACGAGUACCUGUUGAAAUGGGAAGGCUAUCCGUCUGAACAAAAUACCUGGGAACCUGCAGAAAAUUUGGAAGCAUGCCAGCACUUGUUAAAGGCGUUUGAAGAAAGCCUUUCAAAGCAGUCUGCAUCCAAGCCAGCCAGUAAGCCUACAAAUGUGGCUGUAGCGAAAAAGACUGAAGUGACUCAGCAGCAACCCGGGCCCAGUGGAUUAAAUUCAUUCGGGCGGCCUGUACGUUACAGUAAACAGAAAGCUUUAAAUCAGGUUAAGGCAUGGUGUGGGUCUAUUAAACCUGACGAUGCUGAACUUGAAACAUUAAAACGGAGAGCUCCAGUUACAGAUUCUGAAGAUGAGGAUGACGGUGUAUUAAAGAGGCUGAAGAGCGAGUUCGAAACGGACAGUGAAGACAGCUUAGGAGGCCGCAUAUAUUACAAUAAAGCCGGCGGCAUGAGUGGAAUUAUCAAAAAGUCAGCUAGAGGCAGAGGAGCAGGUUACAAUCGAAACAGAAUCGUACAGAAUGGAACAUCCAACCCGGAUAACCUAGCAGCCGUCCUAGGCCUCGAAUCUAGUGGUGACGAGGCGGAUGGGAAAAAAUUGGCGCUGGAAAUGCUAAAUAGGAAAUCUCUGGAGAAGAGGGUGUCCUCGCUUAGUCCUGCUAACCAACAAGUAUUGGUAGCAAAUGCAAAAGGAGUUGUCAAAGUCGACCCAUCCCAGGUUCCAAACUUGUCUUCUGGAGUUUAUAUAAUGUCCAAUAAGUCAGGCAUAAUCAAGUUGGACUCCGUCUCACCCUCGAAAGCCCUUUCACUUAAGCAAGGCCCAGUCAAAGAAGUGACGGCGAUAGCGCCCAAGCCUGCCAUGACAUCCACGAUCACCUCCGGUAGUGUGGUAAUGCUGAAUAAGCAAAACCAGAACACGACGGGUAUCCAGAGGACAGGCAUCUUACGUAAAAACACUCUUACAAACAUGGGCCGAGGAGGCAACUCGAACACUGUCAUCCAAAGAGGCAUUGGAAGGCCCUCGCGGCCACCAGGCAACAUCAAAAUUACAAAUCCAAAUACAAGUGGGUCUGCUGCUGCAAGGUCUAAUGUGAACGUGACACCGUCAGUGAAGCCGAAAUUACCGUUGAAGACGACAGUUACCCAAGAGCCACAGAAAAAAGCUUUGGAAAUAGAAAGGCGAGUGUUGGGAAGUAAAAUUGGUAGGGGCGGUUUUCCGGCGAGAGGCGGUUUUAAGGGAAGGGGUGGCAUCACCAUCGGUGGCCCACCCAAUAACUCAAUCUCAGAUACUGAUAGUAUCGGAAGCAAAGGGAAGGACAAAGACGCGGAUAGUAUAUUCAGGGAUAUGGCCCAGGAGUCUCAGUCGUCUGAUUCUGACCCCGGCAUCCCAGACGAUUUCCCAGCGGAUCUCCCUCCCAUUGAACCCGAAAGUCCCCCUAGGCCACUUACACUUUGCCCCGAAACAGGCAAAGUACUAUCGAAGGCGGAAGGAGAGAGGACGCCCGAGCCGACUCCCCCGCCUUCGCCAGUCGUGAUCAAGCAGGAGGAACCCGAAAAGCCCUCUACGUUGAUCAAGCAGAAGGAAGAUCAGCCUUUCUUGUCCAGAGUGAACAGCACGAAGGAUAACACAAUACUCAAAAAAACACUGGGGAGACCUGGGACGACUGGCUCUAUUGUUAUAUCACCUAAGAAAUCUAUACAGGAAGAAGAAGACAAUGACAGUGAGUUUGUGACCAUUACAGGGGAAGAUGGACUUCUUUAUAAAGUAUCGAAGGCGGAGUUGAACAAUACUCUUCUUGUUUCUGGAGAAGACGGCCAACAAUGCGUUUAUGUGACAACAGGAGAAAAUGGAGAUGAAAACGCAGCAGUGUUAGCACUUGGUUCCACCUAUUCUGACACAGUCGCCCAGCUGGAAGGGGUGAACAUAUUGGGCACGGAAGGUGAAGAAACACAGUUUUACGUCAAGGAAAGUGAAGAUGGCGAACUUCUUAGCCUUGAAGUACAAGGCCAAGACGGCAGCGAAGACGGGCAGUCACAGCUUGUUGCCCAACUGGUCGAAGCCGGUGAACCUGCACCAGGAGGUGGUCCAAGGAGAGUUGUUCUUCUGCUACCAGACGGAAACCUCAUGAUGACAGAAGUCGAUGAAGAGCAAUACGCUGCUCUAGAAUUGGACAAAUUUCAGACGACAACAGAAAUGGAAUAGGUUUCAACAUAUAUCUAUGUUUUUACCUUUUAAGGAGAGCAGCUUUCUCAUAUUUGGGGUGUAAAUAGUCUUAUAAAUUAAUUGUUAACUUAUUAACGGUUGUAUAUAAUAAGAAAGUUUUUAAAUAUGUUAUAUGGAUGUAGCCUGUGGGAAUUUCAUGGGAAGAUCAAGAACAUAGGUUCAAUUUAUUUUUAAUAAAUAUACGAUUAUCAGGAUUAGGAAAUUUUACACUUCCCUCAUUUUCCGAUUUGAUAUGUUCAAAUGUGUACAUAACCUGAAUUUUUAAAGAAAAUCUAGAAAAGUUUUCCAGUUUUAAAAUAUUUUUGUAUAAAUUUUUAAAAUAUGCCUUUCUUGCUUUAUAUGAAAUGUAAAUAAAAAUAGUUACUCGCUGUUUUUAAGUGUGUGCAAAGUUAAAUAUUUAAGUUUAUACAUAAGGUUUGCCAAAGUACAGUUUUGGCAUUAUUGGCAACACGAAAAAAAAUUUGUUAGUUUGUUUUUUUUAUUAUUGAACUUAUACGGUUAUAGUUUAUUUCCUAUAUACCACCUUGGACGUUGUAUCUUCAAUAAUAAUAAUAAUAAUAAUAACAGUAUUUGAUGUAAAUAUAAAGUAUAUAAAAUGCUUAA
Molecule: messenger RNA, 4589 nt
Organism: Cimex lectularius (bed bug)
Lineage: Eukaryota; Metazoa; Arthropoda; Insecta; Hemiptera; Cimicidae
Gene: Chro
Exons: 23
Coding region: 450-3965 (1171 amino acids)
Biological process (GO): chromatin organization; negative regulation of transcription by RNA polymerase II
Cellular component (GO): pericentric heterochromatin
Molecular function (GO): chromatin binding
Source: RefSeq, a predicted model, not a curated record